Myxocyprinus asiaticus (Chinese sucker) is the source of this 3435-nucleotide messenger RNA. Its product is annotated as importin subunit alpha-5-like. Gene Ontology annotation, molecular function: protein binding; nuclear import signal receptor activity. Gene Ontology annotation, cellular component: cytoplasm; nucleus; nucleoplasm. Bases 136 to 1752 code for a protein of 538 amino acids. Lineage: Eukaryota; Metazoa; Chordata; Actinopteri; Cypriniformes; Catostomidae. Gene Ontology annotation, biological process: postsynapse to nucleus signaling pathway; NLS-bearing protein import into nucleus. The record is from RefSeq and is a predicted model, not a curated record. The transcript has 14 exons.
CAACCAGACAUGCGCUUCGAACACGAUGUCCUCUCUCAGUGCGCAUGCGCAGUAUCACCAUACCGGCGGAGGUUGAACGGUAGCAGCUGAAACGACGCAGGAAUAAACGAGAUCGUUUUCACAGUAGGCAACACCAUGAGUCAGGGGAAGGACAAUGCACGUCUCAAAAGCUAUAAAAACAAAUCGCUCAACACAGACGAGAUGAGGAGGAGGAGGGAAGAGGAAGGCCUGCAACUUCGCAAACAAAAGAAAGAUGAACAACUGUUUAAGCGCAGAAAUGUGGCCACAGUUGAGGAGGAUGGAACACUGGAAGAGGAUGGAAUGUCAGACAGUGGAUACCUGGAAUCACAGGCCAACAACAUGGACCAAAUCACGGGAAGCAUUAUAUCUGAGGACAUGAUACAGAUGAUCUUCUCUAGCUCUCCUGAACAGCAGCUUACAGGCACACAGCGCUUCAGAAAACUCUUAUCUAAAGAACCUAAUCCCCCAAUUGAUGAGGUCAUUGCCACCCCUGGCGUCGUGGAGCGUUUUGUCGAGUUCCUGAAAAGAAGGGAGAACUGCACACUACAGUUCGAAGCAGCGUGGGUUCUAACCAACAUCGCUUCAGGCACAUCCCACCAGACGCGCGUGGUCAUCCAGGCUGGGGCAGUGCCCAUUUUCAUUGAGAUGCUCAGCUCUGAUUUCGAAGAUGUACAGGAGCAGGCGGUGUGGGCUUUAGGCAACAUUGCAGGAGACAGCACAGAGUGCAGGGACUACGUUCUGGACUGCAACAUUCUGCCCUCUCUAGUACAGUUAUUGGCAAAACAAAAUCGUCUGACUAUGAUGAGGAAUGCAGUGUGGGCUCUGUCUAACCUGUGCAGAGGGAAAAACCCACCUCCAGAUUUCACCAAGGUAUCACCGUGUCUGAGUGUUCUCUCCUGGCUGCUCUUUGUGAAUGAUACCGACAUUCUGGCUGAUGCAUGCUGGGCUCUUUCUUAUCUCUCUGACGGACCCAAUGAGAAGAUCCAGGCUGUCAUUGACUCAGGAGUCUGCCGCAGACUAGUGGAGCUACUGCUACAUGCAGAAUAUAAAGUGGUGUCCCCUGCUUUAAGAGCUGUGGGGAAUAUUGUCACGGGAGAUGAUCUGCAGACUCAGGUGAUUCUUAACUGCUCUGCCCUGCAAAGUCUCCUUCACUUGCUGAGUAGCCCAAAAGAGUCCAUUAAGAAAGAGGCAUGUUGGACUAUCUCCAAUAUCACAGCUGGAAACCGUGCGCAAAUACAGAUGGUGAUCGAUGCAGACUUGCUUCCCCCAUUGAUCCAUAUUCUACAAGUUGCUGAGUUCCGUACAAGGAAGGAGGCAGCGUGGGCAAUUACAAAUGCUACAUCUGGUGGCUCUGCUGAGCAAAUCAGGCACCUUGUUGAUCUUGGUUGCAUCAAACCCCUAUGUGACCUCCUGACACUGAUGGAUUCAAAGAUCGUACAGGUGGCCUUGAAUGGCCUGGAGAACAUCCUAAGACUGGGUGAGCUAGAAGCAAAACGAGGAGGUGGCAUCAACUUCUACUGUGGCCUCAUUGAGGAGGCCUAUGGACUGGAUAAGCUGGAGUUUCUUCAGGGCCAUGAGAACCAGGAGAUCUAUCAGAAGGCCUUUGACCUGAUCGAGCGCUACUUCAGCACAGAUGAUGAAGAUCCGGCUCUGGCCCCUGCUGUUGACAUGCAGCAGCAACAAUUCCUGUUCCAGCAGUGUGAAGCUCCCAUGGAGGGUUUCCAACUUUAACGUCUCCCACCCCCUUUUCUCCAAGCAGUCCACCCUGGGGGGUGAGAGAUGCCCCCUGACACAACAGAGCGAAGGAUUCAAUAAAUGAACAUUUUAAAUUAGAGUGAUAUACAAGAGCUUGUGUUGCCGGUCAACCCAUUUUCCCCUCUUGUCCUUCUUCCCUGGUGUCGUCUGCCCUACAGAUGGCUCCAGGACAAUGGCGACAUCAUGCCCAGAUGCAGAAAACCUGAUGAAAACAUGAACAGUAGACCCUUAGAGAUGACCUAAAUAUCUUACACUGAUACUUGACUCUUUCAUAUCAUGCGUUAAUCUUUCUUUCAACUCUUUAAGCAUCAGUCCCUGAACCCGUUUAAGAAAAACAAGCAACAAGAGCACUGUACCAAGAAAUCAGGAAAACUGCAUCCAGCAAUGAGUUAAAAGAAGCUGGGAAUGCACAGCUUCUGACAUGACUGCAAUACUGAAUUUGACAAGGGAUCUUCUUUUCUGUUGUGAAACAGUGGACUGACCGUGUGACUGUGUUUGCAUGUCCCCAAAUUUCCCCCACAAGUCAUGGCCAAUCUGCGCUGAAGAACUGAAAAGACGUCUACUGAAUGCAAGGCACUUUUACCUUCUCAUUUGACCCAUACAACUCAAAGACAGCCAGACUGACUGAGGGGUCCAUGCUUUCUGACUGUUAGUGCCAGUCAAACAGCCUCUUGCUUUUGACAUGCAUUAAACAUGCAUUCCGACAAUGACUGAACUGUACAGGCUCUGCCUCUCCUAUUAGGGUUACACAUUUGCACCUUUGGAAUUCUCGGAGUCGGAGUCUUCCCACUCACUGAGACUGCUGGACAGACAAAAAGACAGGAAAGACAAAUAGACUUUCUGUUCCUAAAUCCUGUGCAUUAGACCAUUUGAUACAUCAAAAGGACAAUUUCACAUGAGCAUCACCUUCAUUGGCACUUUACAUUCAGAACAGACACCCUUUGUUUUAAAACUUCUGUAGUGAGUUUAAGCCCAAAAUGGCUUCUCAGGAUUUUGCGGUAGAAAGGUAUGAUGAUGCAUACCUUAAUAAUUACAGGAUGUAUUUACAGAAAACACUAAGUAUUUAAGAGUGUGAUCUCAUUGUCUCAUUCUGGCAGAGCAAAAAAUCAACCCCUUCAAAGCUUCCUCCGUCAAUAAGUGACAUUUUAACAAGCUGAUGAAAAUUGAGCUGAAGGCUUAGCUUCCCGACAUGUGUGUUUGUGUGUGAGACAAACUUUAAUAUUAAUGUCUAAUCAUGCUGAAUGCACACAAACACAUUCAGACAUCAUUUUCUGAAGAGCUAGAACUAUAAGAGAAAAAUACAGAGCAAAAAGCUGUGUUCAAUUCAAAACUGCUUUAUUUUCUUGUAUUAUUGUGGAUAUUAGAAUCUCUUAAUACCGAAGGUGCCAUGAUCCUCAUUUUAAAAUUGAGGUGGAAAAUGACAAACAACAAAACAAAUGGACAAACUUUUAAAAAAAAGACUGAAAAUAUAUCAGCAAUUUAACACUUAAAAAUGACUGGGUAUUAGCUCAUAAGAUAUGAUUGUUUACGAAGUUGUUCUUAUUUCAAUGUCAGAUUAUUCCCAAGAGAUGACCAGCUCUUUGUGUUCAAUACUGCUGUCGUAUUGAGAUUGUGUUACUGUUCUCUGUUACGCCAUUUGCAUAAAUGCUGUUUCAUGAA